Molecule: messenger RNA, 1275 nt
Organism: Penicillium angulare
Lineage: Eukaryota; Fungi; Ascomycota; Eurotiomycetes; Eurotiales; Aspergillaceae
Product: TFIIH complex kinase subunit CCL1
Exons: 2
Coding region: 1-1275 (424 amino acids)
Biological process (GO): regulation of transcription by RNA polymerase II; regulation of cyclin-dependent protein serine/threonine kinase activity
Cellular component (GO): transcription factor TFIIK complex; nucleus
Molecular function (GO): cyclin-dependent protein serine/threonine kinase regulator activity
Source: RefSeq, a predicted model, not a curated record
AUGAUUGAGGACGACAUCUACCGCACCUCGUCACAGUUUCGAAUAUGGUCAUAUACGAAACCAGCAUUGGAAUCCCUACGCACAAAAACAAACGAUAUUGCCAGUGAGCGCGUCCGAGCUGCACUGCAGCGAGCUCGUUCAACUCAGCCAUCAGCUACGCCCUCAACAGCUGGUACACCACAACCAGGAAGUGACGGGGACACAAAGAAACCAGAGGGCAAACAUAUAGAAUGCCUGACACCAGAGGAGGAGCUAAUUCUCGUCCGAUACUACUGCGAAAAAACGCUCGAGUUAGGCGAAACAUACAAGCCACCACUACCAACAAUGGUUCGCGCGACCGCAAUCCAAUACCUCCGACGCUUUUAUCUCACAAAUUCCCCAAUGACCUACCACCCCAAGUCAAUCAUGGCAUGCGCGCUCUUCCUCGCAACAAAAACAGACAACUACUACAUGUCCCUCCGACAAUUCGCAGAUGGAAUCCCAGGCGAAACAUCCCCGGACGACGUAAUCUCACCUGAGUUCCUACUCAUGCAAGGUCUCCGCUUCACAUUCGACGUCCGACACCCCUUCCGCGGUCUAGAAGGCGGCGUAAUGGAGCUCCAAGCCAUAGCAGACGGACAAGCCCCCCCAACCCCUCACAUCCCAAACCAAACAGCACAACAACUUCAACAAAACCUACAAUCAAUCGCGCCACCACCUGUUCCCUCCUCAUCAAUCACAGACCGUAUCGCCCGCGCCCACGGCACAACCCGCGAGACACUCAAAACCGCCGCCCAAAUGACAGAUGCUUACUUCCUCUACACACCCUCUCAGAUCUGGUUAUCUGCUUUUCUUCUCGCUGAUAGACCUCUAGCGGAGUUUUACCUUGAUUCUAAGCUCGGUGGACCACUCACUGAAACUGUUACCGAUGCGAUGGACACCGAUCUGAAGAACCCGCUUUAUGAACUUCGAACUAAGCUUUUUAAGGUUUUGACCGAGUGUUCUGCUCUUUUGGGGGCUUAUACGACGCUUUCGUCGGAUCCGGAUCAGAUGAAGGGGUUGAAGCGGAUUGCGAAGAAGCUUUAUCAUUGUCAGAAUCCGGAGAAGAUUAAUUUGAAGAGGGACUCUGGACAGCCUGUUGCUGUGGCGGGGGCUGCGGACUCGGGACAGGUUACUUCUGAAAGCGAGUCGGAAAGAUUGGCUAAGAAGCGGAAGUUGGAGCAGGAGCAAAAGGCGCGAAGUAGUGCUUCGGAUAUGUUUGGUCCGGAACUGGUUACUGAGAGGACUAAACAAUGA